Messenger RNA from Dioscorea cayenensis subsp. rotundata (Guinea yam), 1677 nucleotides. RefSeq names its product putative disease resistance protein RGA1. The coding region runs from base 1 to 1677 and encodes 558 amino acids. Gene Ontology annotation, molecular function: protein binding. The record is from RefSeq and is a predicted model, not a curated record. Lineage: Eukaryota; Viridiplantae; Streptophyta; Magnoliopsida; Dioscoreales; Dioscoreaceae. The transcript is spliced from 2 exons.
AUGGCUCAUGGGUUUAUUCCAUCUCAAACUGUAAACGAUAUAGAAGUUGAAGGCCAUGAGAUUUUCGAUGAAUUGAUAGGGAGAUCUCUUCUGCAAAAUGUUACUGAUGGAAUUGAUAGUGUCACCCAUUAUUAUACCUCUAAUGAUGGGCGUCCUUCCCGAGGUUGUAGACUGUGUAAGAUGCAUGAUCUCAUUCAUGACCUUGCCUUAUUUGUUACUGGAGAUGAGUGCUCCACAUUGCCUCAAAGAAAUGAAUUCAUGAAAAUUUUAAAAAGGACCCGUCAUUUCUUAUUAAAUCAUGAUGUAGGAUAUGAUAUGGGUGAUUGCGUCCCUAGUGUUCGCACUGCAUUAUCUGUCGGAAUGGAAUUCAUUGGGCUGUCAAAGUUGAAGUUGCUCAGAGUGUUACAGUUGGGUCGAGAAGCAAAUGUUGACGAGCUGCCUACUUCAAUAGAAUAUUUGCACCAUCUAAGAUAUCUCAAUCUUUCUGGGACUGACAUAAGAGAACUACCAGAAUCAAUCUGUAUGCUUGUUAAUUUGCAGACAUUGAAUUUGAGUCUUUGUAUUCAUCUUACUAAACUUCCCAUGAGUAUAGUAUACAUGAAGAGUCUUAGACAUCUUCAUCUUAGUAAUUGUCAUACACUAGAAAUCAUGCCAUCUGGUCUAAGUCAAUUGCCUUGCUUGAAAACAUUAACAAAAUACAUUGUCUCAGAGGAUGCGGGGAACAAGAUAGGAGAGCUACAGCGUUGGGAUCUUGAAGGUGAACUUGUGUUGUAUGACCUCCACAAGGUGCAGAAUGCAGAUGAGGCAAAAGAAGCUAAUAUGAGAGAGCAUCAGUGGAAAAUGCAGAAAAUGCAGAAACCUCACGCUGCAUUAAAAGAGCUCAGUCUGCAAUAUUAUCCGGGCACACAGUUUUCAAUGUGGAUUAGAGACAGACAGCAACUUCAGCAUCUGGUUAAGAUCCGUCUCGCAUGGUGCGGAAGAUGUAGACAACUCCCGGCCCUGGAGCAAUUACCUUAUCUUGAAGAUCUCACUAUUUGUGAAAUGCAUGGCAUCAAACACAUAAUUAACAACACCAUCGCCAUCGGCAAUGCAUCAUCAUCAUUCCCUGCACUGAGGAGACUUUGGCUUAGUCAAAUGGCUAACCUGGAGGGGUGGUGUUUGGAGGAGGAUAGAGAAACUGCUCCACCCUUGUUUCCAUGCCUGACUGAGUUGGUUAUUUAUGAAUGCCCGAAGUUGACAACCAUGCCACAAAUUCCAACUCUCAAAGAGUUACACAUAUCAGAAUCAUACUGCGGGACACAAAUCGCUCUCAUGGCCAAGCAGAAGGGGUUCUUCAAGCAUUUGAAAUCUCUUGACAGGUUGUGGCUAAGGCGAUGUGAGGAGUUGGCUUUGCUGCUGGAAGACAAGGAGGAGACAAUACCCUUAAGCUCAUCACUUCAUUUAUUAGGUAUUAAUGAUUGCAGUCAGUUCUCAUUAUCAGCGGCUUUGCAGAACCUUACCUCCCUCGAAUGUCUCAAUAUGUCUCAUUUUGAAGACCUAUUGUCCUGGCCGGAUGAGAUGUUGAGAGAUUCGGAAUCCCUCAAAUAUCUGAAUUUAAACUUUUUGCAAGAAUUUGAUAAGUGCAUCAUCACAAGGAGAUUGUGGUCUACCGUUUCUAACGGAUCUUACGGUUUCUGA